UUCUAAAGAAACAGCCCCAAAUUAAACAGCGAAAUCUCGAAGGCCUUCUUUCAGAGGAAGCAUCUUCAAUACAAGCUCUGGCGCGAAGCUGCGCUUGCACCUGAAUCUGCACCAGCAACCCAGGGCUGAAGCUGAUAGUGAGAGACCAGGUUGGUGACUUAACAUGUCGUCUACGCUACUAGAGGUGACGCGGUCUUCGCACGAGGAGGUGGAGCGACUUGAGCGGCUUGUAGUGAAGGAGCUCCAAAAUGAACCUGCUUCCGGCCGGGACCGUUUGCUACAGAGUCACCGAGUCCGCAACAUGAUCGACACCAUCGUGUCCACCACCGACAAGCUCGUUGAGAUUUAUGAAGAUAAGGAUAAUGCAAGGAAAGAUGAGAUUGCGGCACUUGGAGGGCAAACAACUUUAGGAACCAACGUUUUUAGUGCAUUUUACGAUAGACUGAAAGAGAUUCGUGAAUACCAUAGAAGGCAUCCAGCUGCACGGGUUGUUGAUGUUAAUGAGGAGGAUGGUCUACUCAAAGAGGAACCACAAAUUGAGUUCAGUGGAGAGGAAGCAUUUGGACGGUAUCUUGACUUGCAUGAACUCUACAACCAGUAUAUUAAUUCGAAAUUUGGAGAGGCCAUCGAGUACUCUUCUUACUUGGAUGUUUUUUCACAGCCCCAGAAAAUCUCUCGCAAACUAAAGAAUUCAAGACAAUACAGGGAAUACUUGGAGAAUCUUCUUGCUUAUCUCACUUACUUUUUCCAGCGUACAGAGCCCUUACAAGAUCUUGAUCGUAUAUUCUCAAAGGUUGAAUCUGAAUUUGAAGAGCAAUGGAUUACCGGCACAAUUGAAGGAUGGGAGAACACUGUGGAAGAUAAUGGCCAUGAUCCUGCCCAGCUUAGUCUUAUUGAUCUUGACUAUUAUAGCUCGGUAGAAGAGCUGGUGGAGCUAGGUCCUGAGAGAUUGAAGGAGGGGUUGGCAGCAUUGGGGCUGAAGACUGGUGGUACAGUUCAGCAGCGUGCAGAGAGGCUUUUCCUCACUAAGCAUACACCUCUUCAAUUGUUGGACAAAAAACACUUUGCAAAACCGUCCCGGCAACCAGUUCAGAAUGGGGCAGCUGCAGCUUCACUACACAAUGAAAAUUUGAAACAAGUUGCUCUGAUGGAAGCAAAAAUUGAAAAAUUGUGCGAUCUUCUGGAUGAGACUAUCGACAGAACCAAAGACAACAUUGUUAAGAAGCAAGCCUUAACAUAUGAGGAAAUUGAAGCAGAACGUGAGGAGGAAGAGACGCAAGCUGAGUCUGAAAGUGAUGAUGACGAGCAGCAAAUUUAUAAUCCGCUCAAGCUCCCAAUGGGUUGGGAUGGGAAACCCAUACCUUACUGGCUCUACAAGCUUCAUGGCCUUGGUCAGGAAUUCAAAUGUGAGAUAUGCGGGAACUAUAGUUAUUGGGGUCGUAGAGCUUUUGAGCGACAUUUCAAGGAAUGGCGUCAUCAGCAUGGAAUGCGUUGCCUUGGUAUUCCAAAUACAAAGAACUUCAAUGAAAUCACAUCAAUUGAGGAAGCAAAAGACUUGUGGAAAAGAAUUCAAGAACGACAAGGAGUUAGCAAGUGGCGACCAGAUCUGGAAGAAGAAUACGAAGAUAAGGAGGGUAACAUUUACAAUAAGAAGACAUAUACAGAUCUGCAACGCCAGGGGUUGAUAUAAGAAUCAUGGACUUCUUUCUUAUCGGUAACUUCCAUCUGAAUUUCUCUCCACUCAAAACUGACUCCUGACUUCUAUGUCAACCACCUGAGGAAGAAAGGAAGAUAUAUCCUUCUCUUGCUUCCUUAUUGAAUGGUUUAGUAAAUGGGAUAUUUUCAAAUCUUUCUUUUUUAGGUUCCUAUUAUGGAUAGAUGGUCGUUGAGGUUUGGGAGAAGCACUUAGUCAUGUUGAUUGAAUGGAGAUUAUGAAAUGCUCUAGCCAAUUUUAUUCGUAGUCAGAUUGUAAUGCAUUUUUGGAAGCGAAAUUUGAGAAAUCACGUUCUAUCCUGAUUUAGAAAUGAGCUGAGAUUAUUUUGAAGUUCCUUUUAUGAAUUCGACAUGAACGUCGCCAUCUAUCUUUGCUUA
Molecule: messenger RNA, 2091 nt
Organism: Cucurbita maxima (winter squash)
Lineage: Eukaryota; Viridiplantae; Streptophyta; Magnoliopsida; Cucurbitales; Cucurbitaceae
Product: splicing factor SF3a60 homolog
Exons: 12
Coding region: 164-1690 (508 amino acids)
Biological process (GO): mRNA splicing, via spliceosome
Cellular component (GO): spliceosomal complex; nucleus
Molecular function (GO): RNA binding; zinc ion binding
Source: RefSeq, a predicted model, not a curated record